Teleopsis dalmanni is the source of this 1605-nucleotide messenger RNA. RefSeq names its product glycerol-3-phosphate phosphatase-like. Bases 417 to 1358 code for a protein of 313 amino acids. Gene Ontology annotation, cellular component: cytoplasm. The record is from RefSeq and is a predicted model, not a curated record. NCBI's taxonomy places the organism in Eukaryota, Metazoa, Arthropoda, Insecta, Diptera, Diopsidae. Gene Ontology annotation, molecular function: phosphatase activity. The transcript has 3 exons.
UAUAUAUAUAUAUAAAAUUUAAAAUAUAUAUAAAUGAUAAUUUAUAAUCUUGCUCGAAAUCAUUUGAUAAGCGGUAUUUUAUAAAUUCUUACCGCAUGCGAUUGAAGCGAGCAGCGAUUGCCUCUAAAACUGAAGAUGUUAUGAGAAACAUAGUAUCGAUACAUAAUAGUUCAUAAAAGCUUCGUUUCUUGGAGCAAAAAUAGUGAAUAUGUUUGCUUGGAGUUUCUCACAAAACACUUUCAUACUCUUAUUUUUGAAUGAAAGAGAUUUAAUUUCGGCAAAAAUUGUAGUUGAAAAUUUGAUUAAGUUACCAGACUUGCUUCGGUGAUCGCACAACGUGCAGCAAAAUUGAGUUAAUUUUUUUUAAUUUAAAUAAAUUAAAAUUAUUUUAUGUUAGUUAAUUUAUUGUAUUAAUUAUGAGUAAUAAAACAUCAAAAGAAAAUGUAAUAAAUUUAUUGAAUUCAACAAGAGAAGAAGUGCGUAGCUGGUUGGAUACCUUCGAUGCGGUACUUACGGAUUGUGAUGGCGUACUUUGGCAUGAUGAUAUAGUAAUUCCUGGUUCUCCCGAGGUUAUUAAUAAAUUUAUAUCUUUCGGCAAAUUGGUGUAUUUUGUAACCAACAAUGGAACAAAAACUCGUUACCAAAUUUGGGAACGUGCCAAACGCAUGGGUUUUAACAUAAAAGAGGAGAACAUCAUAUCACCUACUCAUACGAUAGCAGAAUAUCUCAGUAACCUAAAUUUUCAACAAACUGCCUAUGUUAUUGGCAGCAAGGCAAUAACAGAUGAAUUAGAUGCAAAAGGCAUAAAGCAUUUUGGUGUUGGUCCUGAUGUAAUAAGUGGCAGGCUGAUUGAUUAUAUUCAAAGUGAAUUGAUUGAUAAUAAGAUUCAUGAUGUCGGUGCUGUUAUAGUUGGUUGGGAUGAACAUUUCUCAUAUGGAAAAAUGAUGAAAGCUUCUACUUAUUUGGGUACAAAUAAUGAUUGUUUAUUUUUAACAACAAAUGUUGAUCCUGUAAAAAGGUUUCCAAUGUAUCACAUACCCGAUACGGGAUCCAUUGUGAGUUCAAUUGAGUCUUGUGUCGAUCGUGCUGUCAUGCAAAUGGGUAAACCGAAUCCAUUAAUAUGUGAAGGUCUUAUCAAUGCUGGAGUGUUGAAAACAGAACGCACUUUAAUGAUUGGAGAUUGUUGCAAGAUUGAUGUAACAUUCGGAAAAAACUGUGGUUUCCAAACAUUACUUGUUGGUACUGGAAGUUAUCAGCUAGAAAAACUACAUAACAUAUAUCCAAAUAUAGAAGACUACAGAAAAUACAUUCCAGAUACUUAUUUACCAGCUCUCGGAGAUCUAUUAACAUUUUUAUAAUUAUUUGAAAAAUUUAUUAUAAUAAUUAAUUAACUUUUAUUAAAUACUUUCUUAUUAAAUAAUGUGUUUAACAACAUUUGUUCAGUUUGCAUUUAACUUGAGUUCUUAAUCAAUUACAUAUUUUGUAGGCAAAGGGGAAAUAAGAUGAUAGGGAAGAGAGAUAUGUUUUAGGUUAUGAUUAAAAGAUAUUUAUAUAUAAUAGUUUCAGUUUUCUGUGUAUAAAAGAAUAAUUUGUUAUAAAAAUAAA